Messenger RNA from Styela clava, 738 nucleotides. NCBI's taxonomy places the organism in Eukaryota, Metazoa, Chordata, Ascidiacea, Stolidobranchia, Styelidae. The record is from RefSeq and is a predicted model, not a curated record.
AUGGACAGAUGUGAAGUUUUUGAAAUGUUGAAGCUAUUAAAAUCAGUGAAAGAAUUUUCAAAGCUCACAGUUUUCCGCAUGUAUGGAACUCACAUUCCUAUUUUACCACCAAAGACAGGUUAUAGAGAUUUUACAAAUCGCAAAGGAUGGCCGUCUAUAAUAUUACAGGUUGUUGUAGAUGAUAGAUGCAUAUUCAGAGAUAUAUCUUGUUCAAUGCCAGGAAGUGUGCAUGAUGCAACAGUACUGAAAAAUUCUUCGCUGUACAAGCUUGCUGUGGCAGGAAGUCUUCCUUCGACCAUAAAACGAAUUCAAAGUUGUGACGUCCCACUGAUGAUACUAGGCGAUCCAGCAUACCCUUUGCAAACAUGGCUUAUGAAAGGUUACUCUGGAAGUUUAAAUCCAUCUGAGGAGUCUUUUAAUGUAUAUCUUCCAUCUGCACGCAAUGUGGUGGAACAUGCAUUUGGACGCCUCAAAAGCAGGUGGAGAUGUUUAUCUAAAAGGUGUGACAUCAGUUACAAGUUUAUGCCAAAGGUUGCCGCAACAUGCUGUGUGUUGCACAAUAUAUGUGAGAAAAGGAAAGAUGUAUUUCUGGGAAGAUGGUCGAAUGGAACUUGCGUUGCACAACCACAGCCUGAACGUAGGUCAGCGGCCAGCAGUUGCAGUGAAGCGGUACAAAACAGGGAGGCAUUGAGAAUCUUUUUAGAGGAAAAUUUUCCUUUGAGACAAAGUUCAUUGUAG